Molecule: messenger RNA, 20633 nt
Organism: Pocillopora meandrina
Lineage: Eukaryota; Metazoa; Cnidaria; Anthozoa; Scleractinia; Pocilloporidae
Source: the annotation of a GenBank genome assembly
GAUGAUGAUGAUGACGUUGAUAAUGACGAUGAUGACGUUGAUAAUGACGAUGAUGACGUUGAUAAUGACGAUGAUGACGUUGAUAAUGACGAUGAUGUUGAUGAUGACGAUGAUGACGAUGAUGACGAUGAUGACGAUGAUGAUGAUGACGUUGAUAAUGACGACGAUGAUGGUGAUGACGAUGAUGAUGAUGAAGAUGAUGAUGACGUUAUCCACCAGAUAGAAUUUUAUCCGACGGAUAGUGUUAUCCACCCUUCGAACAACGGGGACAUGACCUUCAAAAAAACGGUUGAUAUCAAUGCUUAAUACUAAAAAUUGAUUACACACGCAAAGAACUGCGUAGAUUUGGGUUGGAAAGAAACGUUAAGGAAAAAGGACAGGUGAUGGCGCUAAAGAGAGUUGAUUGAUUCGAAAUACUUGAUGAUACGCAAUGUACUCUUAAACUGGAAAAAUUUGAAGACGAGACUUCCAAAACGGAGAGAUCCAGAAUCUCGGAGGAGAGCAAAAUCGAAGCGCCACACAACUGGCGUUCUCAGCAUUGAACAACAAAACUUAAACAAAAUAAAAUACUUGAAGCAAAUACGCUUCUAUCCGUGACCGAAAUCGGAGGUCAAAUAGCGAUUAAGUGUUCGAAAGAGUUCCUUCGCACCCCAAUUCUCUUACAUCUAUCCACAAAGUUGAUUUAUGAGUUUGGGAACUCUUAAUGUGACUUGAGGAUGGAGAAUAUAACAGAUUUGAGAUUUACAGAUUUACACGCUGAAAGGGCAUGAAAUUAAAAUUUAUUCGCAAGCUGGUCCAAGAAGCCGAGAGCCAAUAAAAUGGUGCAUAUCGCUUUUUCCACGUGUGAGGAACCGCGUAUCGCGCUUUUUCACCCGUAAAGCGGAUGUUAUUCUAAUUAAUCCUUCACUGGCAUAAUUUCCGUUCAUAACAUUGUAAUCGGCUCUCAGGACUGUUUAUUAAAUCUAAUUACUUAAAAAAGAUGACUGAAGAACCUCUGUGAAGAAUAAUGCGGAAUAGAAAGUAUGCAGAGCAAAAACACAAAAGAGAAAACAGCGAGUCGGUUUGUACCAGAAAUCUCAUUGGUUCGCUGCGCACACCUGUUCGAUUUCCGAUACUACCAAUUCGUGCGUAAAAUACCAUACGGACAGACUUUCCAUGAAAUAUUCUCUAUCGAUUGAAUUGUCAUAGCAGCUCUUGAUUCUAGUUCCGUCUAUGAUAUCCACAAUUUAUGCAUGGAGAUUUAACCGUGUCAGCUUGAGAAAUACGUGUGAAAAACGAGAAAACGUGUGUUAUUAGUGCUUUUCUCAGGGCCGGAAAUCCUUGUAUAAUACCGCAGUCUAUGUGAUAAAAUUUAGUAAGUUCAUUCUCCUCAGGAAGUGAUAGAAUACCACCAGAUGAAGUUGUUGUAGUACUUUAGAGUUUAGACGGACGAUCACCUUCUUGAAAUUAGACCCGCUACCGCAGUGCUGGAAAAGAAAGAAACUUCGUGUUGCAUGACUCACUUGUUGUGACAAUUUGACACGAGGGUGUAGAAAAAAGAACAAGAGAAGAUGGAACAUUAUUAAGACCUUAAUUUAGUAGUUCAGCGGAGGAUCUGGGGCGGGUGAGACAGUAACCAGGAAAUUGAAAACAUAAAGGCUUCAAGCUUGUUCUGAAACUCUUUCGAAACUCACUUGGAAACACUUUUCUCAUUUUUUUUUCAUCUAAAGCAACACAUCCGAGGCAUUCCUAGAAAUGAUCACAUUUGACUCGUUUCGUUUCCAUGUUUUUGUUUGUUUUGUUUUGUUUUUUUUUUUUUUGAGUGUUGAUAAUGUAGUUGUAUUUUUUAAUGUGACACUCGCAUUCUAAUGAAUCACCCCUUUUUCAACGCAGGGAAAGCCUCUGCUCAAGUUGUUCCAGAGAAAUACAUAAUAUUCACUAAAGGAUAUGCCCUCAUAUUGACCUGCAAAGUCAACGAAGAAACUAUAAGCAUAAGGUGGAAAAAAGAUGGAAACUCGAUCACAGAAAGAGCAGUUAUAGAUACACGAUUAGAUGAAAAAACGAGUAAACUUGCUCGUACUGAAGUUGUAGAAGAGGACAGUGGUGAAUAUUCUUGUGAAGCAAGUAACAAGCUAGGAAAUGUGGCUCGCUCUGUUGUGACAGUAGAUGUCAAAGGUAAGCUGUUUAAGGAACUAAAUAUAAUUUCAGUCAUUAAAUUUUAUAGAUACCAACGCACCAUAUUUGUCUCGGAAUUUAUUAUAAAAGUCCGUAUAAAAUUUGGAUUACCUUUUCGUUUCCUGCUUCUUUAAUACCAAUGACUAACGAGUCAUGAUUUCAUUUACAUUUUUAGAUGUGGUAAAAGUGCAUGAGUCACAGUUUGUCAAAGCGGCUAUCAGUGCAUUAUUAUCUAAGUAUUUAUUAUUGGAGUUGGAAAGCGAUUUUUGAAGAAACUUCCAUGUAAACUUUUCACUGAAUUUAAAUUUGCCAAAUCAGCGACCAAAACUGCAAAUAAAUAUAUGAACUUGGUCUUUUGUUGCAACAGACGAUUUGGGUGUGUAAAGUGACAAAUUUAACGUUAUGUUUUCAUGGAAUGCAAACCUUUUGACCACCAUUACUUAGCUAUUCUUCAAAGUAAAUGUGUACUUUGAACCUAGAGAAACUGGUAAUCUUGGAAGAUGGUAGCACGGGGUGUUGACACUACACCUAACAACUAAUAAGAAAAGGACGAAGAAAUUAAUAAAUAGGUACCUAAAUUCUUACCUCCCUGUUCUGUUGGUCAGAUAGGAAAUCUUUACGAAAAUAAAGGAUGUUGCUAAAAACAACAAUUUCAUGAUUCGUCAAGCGCGGUUCGAAGAGUCUGGCGAAUACACAUGUAGCGCUGAAAACCUCGAAGGAAGCAUGAAAUCAACCUUUUGAAUUGAAGUGAAAGGAGGUACAGUCCUCAUUCGUAUAAACGAGAAGGAGUUCUGGUUCAUAAUUGAAACAAAUGUUCGAUUUUUUUUUCAUUAUUGAAAAGUAAUUUUCAUAAUUUUUUUCAUUACUGCAAAAAUUAAAAGAAGACGAUUCUCAUUUUCCGAAUCAGAUCUAUGGACUUCUAAAACACCCAAAAAAGAAGUUGAUUUAGAAUCCAAAAAUUAUUUUUAAUGAAGCAAUGAUGACAUUUAAAAAACGAGUUUAAGGUAAUCGGUAGAACAAACAUUACAACAGAACUCAGAGAAAACGUACGCUCUGAUUGGUCAAAAAUCUAUGGACUAUUGUCCCUGUAAACCCAUAUUAACUGAAAAAUAUUCCUGCCCUGAGAAAUGAAGCCAUACUAGACAACAUCCCAGAUUUUAAUUUAUCAAAAGCCUUUGCCUUAAUGGAAUAGUGGAGGACGCUUUUGAUACCGCAGUUAAAACGAGCAAAGUGUUGUUUUCUUAACAUUUAUCAAGUUUUCUAUUUAUAAAAUGUAGUUUAACUAACUAUUCGCGCCGUUUUAAGCUUUAAAUUUCGCUUUCAAUACGCUACAUCCCAACAGGUAGUUGCUCGCACUUUUAUUGUAUCAGCCUAUGGAAAACCAUUUGAAAUGUUUUCCGAGGUUUCUACUUGAGAUUCAUAACUUCUUGCAGCGCAGAGCUAUAGCGCCUACUUUGUUUUCUCAUUUUAACGUUGGGUCUCGUAUUUAUACUGAAAUUUUUACUUUAAUUACUGAGCAGCGCCCAAAUCAUGUCACUCGAGGUUUUCUAAGCCCGAGAAUAAAGGUGAUAACAGACUGGCACGGACUCCCCAUGUAGCUUUUGUGGUCGCGUCGCAUUAUAACCUUCAAAUUAUAUUUUUCCUCUCACGAGCGUGAUUUUCCCUUUUUGUAAGAGAUGAUCGGAAGUUUUGUAAAGAUUACUUUCCGCAAGGACGGACUCCGAUGUUCCAUUGAUAUUUUUUAAAAUUUUUUCACUGCCGAGUGAUACGUUGUGACCUUUUGGCUUUUGUGUAUGCGUAAGAGUCGAUUGCCUAGAGGCAAAGUUGACCCCUGACAGAGACCUUUCUAUGAUGUUUUCUACCCUCCUACCCUCCUGCUUUGAGGUGUUGUUUGAAUUUUAAAAGGCCCUCCUCUAAUAUUUCUUUCAGAGAGUUUGUUCUAAGCAAUCUGAUUGCUUCGCCUUUGAUGAAACCAUGAUUUACGCCUGGUGGGUGGCACGAGGCGAAGUGCGUAAAUUGGGUUAGGCUUGUAAUGGGUUUUUAUGUCCAAGUUGGAUUUUUUGCGAAUCUCUCUCCUCUAAACUCUGUGGUAUCGAGGAAGGUGAUUUGGUUCUCUGAGAUUUAGGCCAUGAAUUUGAUAGUAGGAUGGAAAUAGUUACCUCGUUUAAUAAACCAUCUACUUCUUCUCUGUCUUAAUCCCAAAGGGAGUCAUCAAUGUAACGUUUCCAUUCUCUUUCGCUUUGUUGGAUUAAUUUCGUUUCAAUUUCCGCCAUGGAAAUAUUGGUAAAUGACACCGCCCAUAUUCGUUUGGGAAAAGUUCUCCUCAUUGAAUUGAAACAAAUUUUCUUGAAAGAUCAAGCCAAGUAUUUCCCUGAGGUAAUGCGUUGGGAUCGGUGCGUUAUGGUUGUUGAACUUUUCGUAUGCUUCUUUCCUUCUUCUUGAGGUAUAUUUGUGUACAAGCUAGAAAUGUUCAUUGAUGCUAGAAUAGUAUCUUUGCCCACCUUUGUUUUUUCUAUGAAAUUGAUAAAAAGCAGUGGCAUCCUUCAUAUAGGAUUGUUGCAAUUGUGCCAUAGGCUGGGGCAGUGUCUCCACAAAAGAUGACCGGUAUAGGUACGUGUAUUUUCGUGAGCUUAUAGAAUAUUGGUAUUCUUGGCGGAUUGGGAGUUUGUGAAAGCCAUCUCUUAGUCAUGUCAUCGAUGUGUUUGCCCUUACGCAUUUGGUCAGUGAUCUAAUUAACCCUUUUCUACAUGUUUUUCACUAUCGGUGCUUUGAGAGGUUGUGGUUAUUCAUGAUGACUGUUGUACCUUUGUCUGCUUUUUUGAGUUUUAAAACAGAAUUAUUUUUAACUCUUUUAAAGCCAUAACCUCAUUGCGUGACGAAUUAUUUUUUGGCUUAGUUACAGCAAUCUCUGCAAGUUGUGUUUUGACAUUUUCCUAAUCGCUCUCAAGGGCAAUAGAAGGCUGAACCGGUGGUAUUCAGUUGGAAUUAAUAUGAAACGGAUGUGGUUCUUUGUUUUGUCCGUGAAAGAUGUAUUUGAGGCGCAUUCGUCUUGCAAAUUGUUCAAAAUCUUGCAAGAGUUGUUGCCUAAUUUUACAUUCGUUUGUCACGGGUGUUGAAAUGAAUUUGAAACCUUUGAUAGCAUGCUGACUUGACUGUCAGAAAUCUGAUAGUUUGAGAGAUAUUUUAGGAAUGUUUCAUUUUCCUCCCUUUCUUUGCGUGAAAGCCUAUAUUUUAAAAUGUGUCUGCGCUCUUUGCGUCUUAUGCUUUUUGUUCUGUUCCGCUGUAGUUAAAGCCAGCUUUUUUAGAGUCAGAGAACAUGUCAUGUUACCGUUUCAUUACUCACGCAUAAUUACAUCGCACCCUAAAGUUCCCGUAUCAACGUGUGCUCGUGGGUGUGAACAAAUUAGUUCCUCAUGGCUGCGCGUGUUUAUUCUUCGUCAAGAAAUAGAAAAGUACACUGCUUAACGUGGUGUCAGGACCGGUUUUUACAGCGAGCUAGUCUCUCGUAGACAGAACUGUAUCAUUGAAUAGCUUCUUCGGCAACAUCUCAAACUUUCGUCAACAUUUCACAAUUGCACCAUGUACGAAAAGUCUAUCCUCGAUGUACAAGCUGUGCGAACAAACCGUUACCAUAACCGUUACUGGGAGACCAGAUUUCAUGAUUAAUGUUUACUCGAAGGCUACAGAAACCCCACUAAAAGCAGACUCACCGAGACUGGGGACCAUUACAUCGUCGCUAGGAGACGCUUCGAGUUAGCAAUUCCUGCAACUGAAUGGGACACCUUACACAGAGAAAUAGCUUCCAAGAUACCGAACGAUGAUGCUGGAAAACACUAGAUCUGGCUUUAAAAAACCAAAGAAAAUUACGCUGGUGCAUGUACUUUGAUGCAAGACUGCUACCACUACUGAGCAAAAAUGUCACAAGCAGACCAAACCUCCAUUUCAACGUAAGAAACCGCUGUAAGUACUGCCGUCGGAAGAUUAUCGUUUGGCAUAAACGCGGAAGAAUUUAUUAGGGGUAAGUUUCUCUUCGGUCUCCACGAAUCCUUCAGUCGCUUCCGAGAAGACAUAUUUCACAGAGAUGGCCAACGGAAACCGGAGGAUCCCCCUUUUACCCUGGCUUUCGUGGAGAAUCAAGUUAUAUCGUUUGAGGCGGCAUAACAUACAAAUAAGCUUUUGGCUAAUUCCACCACAGAAGAACAAAUUCACUCUCCUACACUAAGGACUUGCACUGUGGAAUUCAUUUCUAAGAACUGGACCUCGCUCUUUCAAGGUCUGGGCUUCCGCGGCCCACUCAUCUGUCUUGAUCUGGAUCCAGAUGUCAAACCCAUCCGUGCCCCCAAUCACUGCGAGCCCAUUUCAAAGCUGGAUGCGAUCAAAGCGGCCCUGGAUGCGUAUGAAACCACUGGUCAGCCGGUAAGGGUAUCUCAACCGAAAGCGAAAACAAACCCCCACCAAACCGGGAAAAUACGGAGCUGCUUAGACCCCUCUCAGCCUCUCAAUAAAGCCAUUCGAUGUCCAAAGUAUAUCAUCUCCACCUUGGAAGAAAACAUCCACAAGCUGCAUGGAAGGAAUACAUGUCAAAUAGGCAAAACAUACUCUUGUCCUUAAGAUCAUCUCUGAUGACCAAAAUGGUCACACCAUGGGGUCGCUACAGAUGGACUAGACAACCAUUUAGCAUAUCCUCUGCAUCCAAAGAAUGGCAGCGCCAAAUUCAUAUGGUGCUUGAUGGCCUCCUAGUAUUACCGAAGGCAUCUUAAUCCCUGGCUGCGGCGCUAAUGACGUCCAAUCGACCACGACCGCAUCCUUAUCGCCGUGCUUGAGGGAUUUGAACAACGUCAUGUCAAGCUGAAUGUCAACAAGAAGAAAUUCCUUAUUCCCAAAGUCACCUCCAUGAGCCAUGUUACAACCAUGGAUGGCUUCCAGCCCAACCUGGUCACAGUUAAAGCUAUCACCGUCAUGCCCACUCCAACCGAAAGCCAAGCAGUGCGCCGCUUCCUAGGCUAUUAAUUAACUGGCAAAAUUCUGUUCCCAACUCAGCAGCGUCACCCGACUUCAAUGCAACCUCAGCAAAAAGGACAUGCUGUACCUAUGGUCAAUAAGGCACCAGCAAGCCUUUGAUUCAGCAAAAGUCCUGGCCACCUCUCCAGCAUGCCUGGAAUACUUUGACGUAACUGCGCCAUUGAUCAAUCAAGUGGACGCCUCAGACUAUGGCCAAGGAGCUGCCCUCUUACAACCCAUCAAACCCCUCAGUAGCAGCGCCCUUGACGAGUUUUCUCUGCGACCUAUUGCGUACAGAAAAAGGCCUAACCACUACCGAGAAGCGCUAUGCGCAAAUCGAAAAGGAGUGCCUGGUUAUUGUUGAAGCCCUCAACACAUUUGAGCAAUGGCUUUUGGGAAAAUCCAACACACAGUCUACUCAGACCACCAACCCCUUUAGUUGAUCUUCAAGAAGGACCUCGCCUUAGCGCCUAAAUGUCUGCAGAGGAUGUUGCUUUUCCUACAGUGUUACAACUUUACUUUUGUGUACAAAAAAGGUUCUCUCUUGCAUUUAGCAGACACCGUAUCCAGAGCCCCAUGUCAAGACGAAGCCGUCAACCCAUCCAUGUCGGACACCUUCCGUGUGUUUCACGUUCAUCUUGCUCGCUUGGACCCCACCUCAACGGCCCUCACCAAUACCACUCGCGAGCAACUACGCAAUGCCACAUCAUCAUGCCCUGACAUGCACUAGCUGCAGCAAUACCCCCUCAACGGUUCGCGAAGAACUCAGAAUUGUAAAUGAUAUUCUUCUUAAGUCUACUCGCGCCAUCAUUCCUACCUCUCUCAGACCAAGUAUGCUGAGCAAAAACCACUACUACCAUAGGGGAGCAGAAUAUUGCCUUCGUUUCACAUAUAAGCAUGUUUUUAGUUUGCCCUACCUGCUCCCAGUGUGGAAAGCAAGCCGCCACUGACCAUAUUAUCCCAUCCUGUCCCUACGCGACCUCGGCUGUUCAUCUCGCAGGACAUAUUUGAGUUCCAACAUAAGCAGUACCUAGUCACCGUAGACUAUUGCAGUGAUUUCUAUGAGUUGGACCAGCUGAUAAACACUCAAUCCACCACCAUCGUCGUGCCCACCAAAGCCCACUUUGCCCACCCCGGCAUCCCAGUAAGUUGUCUAAUAGACGAUAUCCUGGGAGCCAAAGAAGUUUAAUGACUAUGAACUUUACUAGAAAGUGGGCUAACAGAGUGCAACCUCACAAGAGCAUUCCAUAUCCUCAGUGCCUUGCUUUUGGAACAUUUUUCUUCUUUUUCUUGGUAUUAUCUUAUUAUUACUGAACAAUGGGUCACAUUAAUUUGUCUUAGACUUCGGAGGCACUAUUUGUCUAUAUUUGCAUAUGUGUCUAUAUAUAUAUAUAUUUCUUUUGACGAGGGGGGAUGUCAUGUCACCGUUGCGUUACUCGCACAUGAUUGCAUCACAUUCUAAAGUUCCCGUAUCAACGCGUGCUUGGGGGUGAGAAUAAAUUAAUUCAUAAUGUCUGCCCACGUGUUUAUUCAUCGUAUAUCUAGAUAGUAUACUGCUUAACAAGCACACUUAUAUUUUCCAUCUAUUUUAUUUGCGAGUGUAUAAAUAAGCUCUUUAAAGUCAUAAAUCUCAUUCCUUAAUUUGGCUAUUUUUUCAUUGUUUUUUUAUAAUGUUCGCCAAGUGCUUUCCUUUGAGCGUUUGCCUAUUUAUAUGUUUUUUCUUGUGAGAUAUUGUUUUCGUCUUCUCCACCAAGACUUUGUAAAAGUUAUUCCGCUAGAGAGUUGUGAAAGGCGGACAUUGGUGCAAUUGUUCACAGUGGCUACAACAAUAUCGACGGUUUCGACACUUCACGAGUCUCUUCAGCUGUAGUUUGAAGAUAGUGUUGCAAUAGCGAGGUCUUUCAGGGAAAGGUAGAGUGGUGUUCUCAAUUCCGUUCCCAAGUGGGAAUUGCUUCUGUGACCUUUUUAUACGUAGAUCGUUAGGCUUGAGGAUCGAGUUCCCAUUAUUCCUAUUGAUCCUUGAUGUUGGCUAGGGAACCAAUAAGAAGCAGACCAUUUCGAUUUUACCUGAUCUGAAGGUGAGACUGAGUUUUUAGGAAGGCCUUUUCUGCUGCAUAAUUCGCUUGAAAAGCUACUGAGACUCAUAAUUGAAAUUUGUUACGGUUUCCCGUUGUGUUUGUUUUCGUUCCCCCUAAAAAAGAGGGCUCAAAAUGUUGUUUUUAAACUAAAGCUUGUGUAUUGUGCAUUUGUACAUUAACUGAUUAUGCACGCCAGAGUAUUUGCACAUAUAAAGGACGGGGUCUGUCUGGAAACCAUCAACAAGGGAAUAAAGGUAAAGACAGACCGGCACGGAUUCCCCAUCGCAUUAUCGCCUUCAAAUUAUGUUUUUGCUCUCACAAGCGUGUCUCGAUAAGUUUAUUGGAAACCCUACGGCAUCGCGUCAAAUACCAAAUUAAUGAGUUUACCGUAACCAAAUGUUAACAUAAACAUUCAAAGUAAUUAUAGAGAAAGGUAGAAAUAAAGACUGCACCACUGUCCUACAUACUUUAUUUUGUUAAAUGAUCCGAAAAUGUCGUCUGUGGUUGUUUAUCAAAUGUUUCUGUUUACAACAUUGUUAGUGGAUGGUGGCUGGAGUGAGUGGAGCUCCUGGAGUAUCUGUACCAAACCAGUUGGUGGUAUACAAACAAGACAGAGAGAAUGCGCCAAUCCAGAACCAGCACAUGGUGGGAAACACUGCGAUGGGACCGGAGCAAUGCUAAGAGAAUGUAACAACAUGUCCAGUUGCCAAGAAGGUAACAUACAAAUUGUAGCCUUUCUGAUUUCAGUGGAUGAAAACUUCUUUGUUGAAACAAAAAUGAACUAAUUCAGGAAUAAAAGCUAGAAUAACAACAAAUGAAUGGAACUGCUAAGGUUGAACUUUAAUCACAUAAUCAUCCACGCAAAGUAUGUGAAAUGCACAAAUUAUCAAAAGUCAGGAGUUCAUUAUAAGUCAGAAAUCCUUCAUGAAUGCGCAAACUUUGUACAUGUAUGGAAUUCACCAAGCUUUUCUUGAAAGAAACAAAACAAAUCUCCACUAUCACUAUCGCUCUGUAAGAAGUCUGCACUAUCAGCGCAAUGGCGAUUACGAAUUUUGUUGGACUGCCCGUAAGCAAUACCUUUUUAGCUAAUCCGGUAGUGCUAACUAUCAUCUAAUGAGAAGAAACAUGUUUAAAAAUGCGAGGGCCUCAGUUAUUAAUAACAUUUUGGCAUUGACCUGCUGGCAAAGAAAAUCAUAUUAGCUUAAUAGGAAAUUCUUCCCCCAUUAACUGAAAAGAAAUCUUUCAACAAUGCAAGGACUGCUGUUACUAGGGUAAUUAUAUGGGGACAUCAUCAACACAAGAACUUACCUAUGCUGAAGUAGUUCACGCUGUUUAUUGUUAUCCUUAUUUGUCAAUUUUUUUUAAUAUUUGAAGAAUUUCCCCUGCGUUUUGAAACAGAGAAGAACCCAUCUGUCGGUACAAUGAAGAUAUUCUCAAACAGCAGCUGGCAAAAGCUUUGUACCAGUCAAUGGGAUGAAGCAGAUGAAAAUUCAACCUGCAUGGCCAUGGGCUACUAUAGCAACGCCGUGUAUACUAAUGACACAAGGUACGCAGAACGUGGCAAUUCCUCAGAGAUGUCCACUCAUUACAACUGUACCAUUCCCACCACAUGUCAAAACAACUUGGAAAAGAAACAACAAUUUUGCAAAGGUAAUAAUGAAUUGCACUCAUAUAAUAUCCACAUGAUCUCCAAAGAUGGUAACUUGAUAGAUUUAUUCACACUCCAGAUAAGAAAAUUUUUCCGAGAUCAAUAAUUGUUCAUCUUCGGGUAUCUUUUAGGUUCUAAAAAGGUAUCUAUCGCUAAAAAUGUAGCGGGUUUCUAUUGUUUACACCCUAAGACGAUUAUAGUUGAAUUACUGCCGAAAGAAGCUGCGCAGUUAUGCAUUUGGGUUUCAUGAACUUCAUAACCUCCAAACCCUUCACCAAGUUUUCCUUAAAACUAUUGCAUCCUUCUAGUUUCCUUUUUUCUCUCUCUUUCGUGUAACUAGGGAAUUUCACAAUUUUUCACCCUAUUUAUACUUAACUAAACGCCUUUUUCUUGAUUAUUCCGUGAGAAAUGCUUUAAAAUGACUUUCUAGUUUAAAAUGUAAAUCACCCUUUUGUGUUCUCCGAAGGCAAAGAAAACACGUCUUGAAUGUUCCAAAAUUGUUGAAAAAACAUCUAAUUUUACAAUUUAAAACGCAGUCACGAAGCAAUGAAAAAGAGGUUUGUCGUAAAACAUUGCAGAAAGGAAACCACAUCGUGACAACGAACGAUGCGGCCAACAUUCGAAUACUGAAUGAUUUGCACCCAGAAUUUCCCUUAAAAAACGCUUAGACAGGCGUGAGCUAUUUAUCAUUUCGUGAUUUAUAGGCAUUCUCGAUUCAUGAUAAUUAGUGUUUUCCAUCUUAACGGAUUGAACUUUUUGUAAUUUCAUAAGUUCCUGUUCGCUUGAAUGGCGCAAAUGUGGAGUAUGGAGGAAGAGUGGAAGUGUUUUACAAGGGGAAAUGGGCAAAGAUAUGUCGGAAUAAAUGGGACUUUAAUGAUGUCAAAGUUAUUUGUCGUCAACUUGGCUUUGAAGAGGCUUUGGCGGAAUUCAUUGGGUCAGACAUAAAGGCUGAGGGAAUACCUUUUGCAAUGUCCGAUGUCUCUUGCACCGGAGAAGAGUUUGAACUUGCAUCAUGCGAUCGCAUCGAUGGAAAGUUAAAUAUUCCACCUCAAUGUCAGUCGGAUGACAAGGGUUCUCAAGCGCUGUGUCAACCAAGUAAGCAACUAAAUUUUUUGGUCUGAUUAGUUAUUCUGGUUUUCGUGGUUGUUUUUCUUCUUGCCAUUGACCUUCUAAAGUAGAGGGAAAUCAGAGUAAAUUGAGAUACACAGAUGACCAGAAGACCAUUUCUAAAAACAAUCUGCUAAAGUAUAACUCGCGGACAAGCAUAUACCUGUUCGCAGACUUUACGCUCAAGAUAGCGACAUGACAUCGACUGGGGAUGAAAUGACUUAGUUUAGUUUAGGGUAAAAAUGACUCAGAUGAUUUUGAUUUUAUCAACCGAGUUGAUAAUGGUAAUUUGCCCCCGUAAAGAGUUUCAAAGCUGAAUUUCGAGCGUUAGCCCUUUGUCGUGGCGGGUGUUAUACUCCCCCACCGACGUAGCACCACAGUUUCUUAAGAGAGGAUGUCAGCAUCCAUCGAACAAAUUUGAAAUAUUGUGGCAAGUCGCCCAAAAUUCGUUUUCUCUCCGACUUUCAUAUUUUGUAGCCCAAUAUGUCCUAGAUAAUUGUCCGACAUACUUUUACUAUGUCGAAAAGUACCACCAAAACAAAGACAGUGACCGAUAUAACAGAAUCUACAGAGCUUCUAGCUUUUAAAAGACAAAAGGAUGGUUAUAAAGUUACUGUAAAAAUUUCCUUGUGUAUUUGUGUUGUUCUAUCGUGAGACGAACUCAAAGUCCGGCAUUAAAUUUAGGGUCUGUUUAGAUGGAGGUGGGGGACCUCAGGUCGCCUGUCAAUAUAAUUUCUUGUUUUAUUUUGAUCACGUUUGCAUGAUAGGUGGGGUGACCCGCUUAGGCGGGUUGCCCGGUCUGCCAGGUAGGGUAACCCUGUCAGCAAUUUGCUAUGUAAACGUCUCAAGGCGGGGUAACCCGCCUAGCCGGGGUAGCGUUCAUGGCAAAAAGCUCAAAAGCGAAAUAUGUAUGUUUUAAAACUUUGUACAUACCCUAGCCGUCUCAUGGCAGAAAUCAUCAGAAACCGUAACGGACACACAAGGAGUGUAAAAUGUUCACAUUUCGAAAUAUUUAGCGUUGUAAAUUAACCAUAUUUGGUUUCCCAAAAUAUUCCGUUUAACGUAUUAAGUCAACGGUUCCUCGCGAAACCAAACACCGCGUAAUACAACGUGUGACGCUUUCAUGAACAAAUACAUUUGUGAGCGAGGAUUAAUCUUCCAUCUUUUUCGAGAUGUGAGCUUGGGACACCUCUGCUCAGACUCCUUAAUUGCAAGCGCAACAACAACCUCAAGAAACCUCACCCCAGCACCCCGGGGUUUUAAGAUUGCAUGUAAACGCGUUUUAUUUUUCGACCACGGUUAGGCGGGUUACCUCACCUACCUGGGGUCCCCCACCUCCAUCUAAACAGGCCCUUGCCUACUUGUCGCCAUCGUUUAGUAGCAUAAAUCACAACAAUUUGUAAACAAAUAUCUGACAUAACACUCUUACCCUAUUUAUUUAUGACUUUAUUAGCUGUUUCGAUGAUCAAAUUAUGCCCUACCUCAUUUUAGCCAGAUUUAAAAUCUUCUCCACGUUAUUAUAUCAGUUGCAUGACAAGCGUGACACAUAAAUUCAAGGAUGAGUCAACCUCCGAAUUACCAAGAGAUAGGUUUUUUUCCCCUCUUUGCAUAUCUGCAUAUCUAUAAAAACCUUCCAAGAAUUACUGUAUUCAGAAAACUAAAAUAUCCAGAUCCAUCAAUGGUUCCUUUGCCGGCGGAAGUCAAAGAAUGUUCACAAAAGUCAAUUCGAUUGACAAGCUCCAUACUGAUUUAGCUAAUUGUUCUGUUGUGUAAGCGUCUCAUCUUACAUGCUAACAUGAAGAUUUGCUGUUCAUUUAAAUCGUUCGCUGGUGGGACUUUUGGGUAUCGUUAUCGAGAAGACCGACGUUGCAUAUCUCAGGUCGUUCCCUUGCGUAGUUGUAAAAAAGACAUUUCAAGUCACUUGCGGAGAUCCAGAAACUGAAGUUAAUCUUAUUUUGUCGCGAGCCGGCAUCUUCGAGACACCAGAAGAUACCGAUAAUUUCACAAUCUGCCCCACUCGUAGAUCAAAUAUCGGUACCGGUGUUGGGUGCCUAAAGAAGUGUACGGCCGUGGUAAAGGUAGGGUUGAGUCGAUUCCAAAAGCUGAUUGGGGAAUUUGCAAGCAUGUACCACAGAUAGUACGCAAGACGUCUGGAAAAUUCACUGUACCACCUUGUGCAAAAUUACGCGUUCCGUCAGACUUAGGUCUCGAUUGGGAAUUGGUCAAUACACACCCUGUCAGCACCCAGUAACCCGCUUUUAACUACUACGCCGCUACUGAAACAACGAUUAGUAGCCACAAAAGUGACAUAUUCAAAUAUUGUCAAUUCAACAUAAACAAAAAUCUUCAUACAGGGUAAAUAUUCAUUUUUGUUGGGAUCAAUUAUUGCGUGACUAGCUUAUGAUAUAAAUGGGGUAGGGGAAAACACAACUUAAAACCUGGGCUCCUGGCAAAAAGUAAUACCGAAGCGUAAUAUAGUAACCGAAACAGCUUCUUGGUCUUAAAAAAUCAUAAGUAAACAAGGUAAGAGUGUUAUGUUAGAUUUUUUUUACAAAUUGUAGUGAUUUAUGCCAAUAAACGGUGGCGACAAGUAAGCAAAUUUUGCCGGACGUUGAGUGCGUCUCACGAUAGAACAACACAAAUACACAAGGAAAUUUUUACAGUAACUUUAUAACCAUCAGUAGAUUCUGUUAUUUCGGUCAUUGUUGAAACUGUCUUUGUUUUGAUGCUACUUUUCGACAUAGAAAAAGUAUGUCGGACAAAAAUAUUUACCAAAAAAUAAAUAUUUCUUUGCUAGCUUCAAUACUGAGAGGGGAUUAAGUUUCGAUGAUGAAAAAAAGAUUAUGUUGACAGAAAUAUCGGAGGUCAAGUAAAUUCGUUACAUGAGGUCACGCACUCGGGUGAUAUUCACGGUGAAAAUUUGCAUGUUUAAGCGGUCGAACGAAAAAAAUCAUUUCUCGAAAACUAAAAUAUAUUUUCACGAAAAAACUACACCAAAAUUAUAACGACAUAUUGGGCUACAAAAUAGUAGGAGUGAAAGCAACUUACCCUCCUCAUUGAUGAUUCAGCUUGGCAUAUCUUUCAUGAAUGUAAUCUGACUGCUCAUAAGAUCACUUGACUUCAGUUAAGGGUUACCUAAUUUCUUUUAACGGGUGACAUAACCUUUUUUGGAUGCGAUAUAAUUCUAUUCAAAGGUUACAUUACUUUGAUAAUGGCUGACAUGACUUUCUUUGGAGUAAUAUAACUUAGUUUUAAGUACAACAAAGUUCCAAAAAUUUCUCAAGUUAAGCUUUAUUAAAGGUGAAUAUAUUCAACUUUUCUCUUCUUGUAGUGUUGAUUACACAGAAUCUGACUUAUUUUGACAUCUUCCAUACCGAACCAUUUUUUUUUUUGCAGAAAACAAGAAUGUGUUGAAAAGAAAUGAACUCUAUUUUGAUAUUGGUAGCAGAGAAAAGCUUUAUUGCUCUAUAAACAAUAAAACCAAUUAUGCUAGAUGGGUCAUCAAUGGGCGAAAGCUUGAAAUAACAAACUCUACUUCUGAAAGGAUCAAGGCUAAAGACAAUGGUGAUCUGUUCAUUGAUGACGUGCAGCUGUCUGAUGGAGGAAUAUAUGAAUGCCAGAGAUUGGAAUAUGUUCAAUAUUACAUUGUCUACAUAAAUGGUAUGAAAACACAUCUUUUUAUCUUGUAGAAAUAGGCUUAACAUGCAUGACAAUGUCAUGUAAGACAAGUGCACUUCUGACCUUUCAACAGUAUAGCUACGAUAUUAGUGCUUUUCGUUACUGCUUUCAACAGCAAGAUUUACUCAGAAGACGUUGGACCAACAAACCUUUAUUGCGUACACGUCUGGCAUUAUAAGCUGUAGUGCUGGUGGAACACCAAGUCCACAGAUUUCUUGGAGUAAGAAAGGAGGAAAGUCCUUAGACCCGAGACGAUUCGCUCAAAUAUCCAACGGCAGCCUGCGUAUUGGUUUUGUAAAGCCUGAAGACGAUGGAACAUUCAUCAUCUGUACCAUGACACAAACUAAAGGACCACAGAGGGUCUCAAGCAGAGAUAAAAACAUACUAGUGACAGUUAUAAGUGAGUGACUAAUGAGAUAAUAUAUAGAAAGUCACAAAGUCAGUCCUUCAAAUGUAAUUAAUUUAAUUUACUCAUUUUCAAAACCUUUUCGCUGCUCAUACUCACAGGUAUGUGAGGUUACAUUUUAUCGUGAAUAUGUUCGUUUUCGUUGUUUGAAAGUAGGGUUGUCAUGUUAAAAAAAUUAUACUUAGGUUAUUUGUGAACGGUGUAGUUUCCUCGUCAUGACUCAAAGUAAGUGCCCUGUGACGAAGUUUAUAGUUUCUUUUCAAACUGGUAAUGUGCCUAAAUCGACUUCGGUUGGUCUUGGUGACAAAUUCACUUUCUGAAUGCAGUAUAAUCGUUUGUCGCGCCAUGAAGAUACUUUGGAUAUGGAUCGCGACUUUUUGACUGCAUAUUGUGUCUUCUUCCUGUUAUAAGGUCGGUAGAUAUGCAUGACCUUAUGAAACUCUCUGUUUGGCUGUGAUUGACUGGAAUCCCACACAGGAUUCGAUUGGCACACUGACCAAAUGUUCUUCCGGAGUCCACUGUCGCAAAGUUACCCUGUUUUUGUGUUUCUUGUGGUCAGCAUUCAUAUUUUUGGGAUGUCUAUCCUAAUGUCCAAUUUAUGCUGUAACAGUCUCAUGUGGAUGGCCUCUUUUACCCUGCGUUUAAUAAUAACAUGAUCACUAUCAAUAUACUCUACUUCAGUCCAGAGCAGGUGGUUUCCACGUGUCUCCUGAAACUGCAGAGGCCUUUGUCUUAGCAUGUCGUUUCUCGAUCUGCCAUAUUGCUCGUUGAACCUUACUUCCAUAGGUCUGCCUGCUCCGCCGAUCUAAACUUUGCCGCACUCACAUGGAAUCUUGUAAACCACGGGCUCUUGUUUUAAAGAUGCAGUGCCAUGGAUGGCGGGUGUGUUGUUACUAUUUGUAACAUCAGUGAAGUGAAUGAGAUGCUCUCGGUUCUUCAAAUGCUGUAGGAAGCUAUCAGCGUUUUCGCGAACCAAGAUUGUGAAUGUGUCAUAUGCAUAACGUUUCCAGAUCCUUCGCUGGUAAGAUGAUAAGGUUAUCGAUUGCUCCUAUAACUCUAUAUGUGGAGAUUAGCAAUAACGGCGGAGACCAUACUCCCUAUGGCUGCGCCUUCUGUCUUACGUAGACUGGUGGUCCGAGAUAAUAGGAGUAUGUAGACCUCAAUACGAAGUUCGAAAGGUUCGCGAUCUGACAAACGAUUAUACUUCAUAUUAAGCGCUACUGUCAUCAUCAAAUGUUCAUUUAGUUACUGCGUCUAAUGUGUUCAAUGUAAAUGAUAUAGGAACACCUCCGAUUUUCCAGUAAUAUGUUAUUUAUUUACCUUUAAGUUCGACCAAAAGUUUGUAUUUCUGGAGCAAGCAAUUUCACCAUAGAAGGAAGCAAUGUAAACUUGACGUGUAAAGUUGUGGAAGGUCGGCCUGAACCACGGAUCACCUGGCUCAAGAAUAAUACAUUGCAAAGAGAGAGUUUGUCUCUCUUCUUUUCUAAUAUAACAAAGGAGGACGAAGGGCGGUACACUUGUAAGGCAGAGAAUGAAGCAGGAAAUUCUACCAAAUACACUGACAUUUCUGUAAAGGGUGUGUUUGUAAAGUUCAACUGUAUUAUAAAUCAGUCAUGCAUUUGAUAUGCCUACGGAGUGCGAAUCAAUAGCCAGUGGGCCUGACUCUAGAUCAAGGUUUCUGGGUCUGAGCUAAGGGUAAGGUAAUUGUAGAAAACUAUCAGAAAAAUUUUAAAAAAUGCAAGGGCUUUCAGCUAUUAUCUGCGACUGAUUCACCAGUGAGGACCAGGUCCUGGAUGAAUAAUUUUUUCAGAACGCUUCAUUAGUUAUUUAUUGCGAAGAAUUGGAAGGUCUUUACAAUUGUUCCUUUGUUCCCGCUAUAACAAUUUGAUGAUAUCAUGGCUAAGUUAGUAAUAUAGCCUGACUGACAUGGUUUUUGGAAGGAUUUGUUUGAUAUGGUAAAAAAGUGGCUCGUUGUCUUCUUCUCCUUCUUUUUUAAUGUUAUUUAUUAUUGUAAUUUUUUUUCUUUUUGUGGGUGGGGGAGGGGGGGGGGAAGGUUGGGUGGCUUCUUAUUUUGUAAUUUGUGUUUACAUGCUUACUUUGCAGUUCCACCCCAUGUUCGUGAUGAGUCUAGAAAUCUCACCAUUGAAUUUGACUACCCUUUUAUUAGAGAGUGUUAUUUCAGAGGUGACCCACAAGUAUCUGUCUACUGGACCAAGGAUGGAGUGCUAAUUAGUAAAAACAACACCUUGGUUAUAAGAAAAGCGACGUUUAAAGAUAAAGGCUAUUAUGAAUGUACUGCUAAAAAUGAUUAUGGCGAAGCAAACUCUUCCUUCUGGAUCGAUGUCACAGGUAAACCCAAAAUUGUAGUUUAUGUCAUUUAUCAAACUUGUAACUUAACAGAGCGUUUGUUUUAAAGUUUAAGCCAAAUUUAAAUAGACCUAUUUUUUUCUCUUUUCAUCCAUUUCCUGGUGACUUAGAGUUGAUUCUGACUUACAGACACACAGAUUGUAAAUGAAGAUAAAUCCGUAACCAAAGAAAUGAUUAAAAACACCUCCCGCUAUUAAGGAAUUCCAAAUCCUGUGGUCCACUCUAACAUUUUUAUCCUUGGACGCAUGUCAAAAUACUCAAUUUGGAGACGUCAAAUGACAGAUUUCCUUUUUUUUUAUCACAGAAUGCAAAUGUUUCACAUUGUUUUGAUCAUCAUUGCCUAAUGACUUUUCAAAUUCAAUAUAUACUGCUAAAAAAAUAAAACUGAUAGUCGUUAAACAUAUAGGUUUUUAACAUCACACUCAACAACCAGAAAGAUCAAAUUGCUCUGUGAGCAAACUCGGGAAUUGACACAUGAUUUUUUGGAUUAUGUUCUCUGGUUUAGGGAAUUUUGUGGUUAAUUGUCAUAUCUAGAGUACGAGCAGUAGUUCAGUGUUCGCUAAUGUAGCAAAGAAACAAAGUAACGUUGGGAUAAGAAGGCAUUACAGUUGAAAUGAUCAUGCUAUUACAUUUGACAAGGGUGGAUGAUGUCAUGUGUUUUAAACGUAUAUCAUUUUUUUUCUGGUUCAAAAGAAAAGGUUGGAAGUAAAUGUGGGUGAAAAGUGAAAUUUACUGUCUAUCAUUGUAAAUAUUAGAAAAUCAAGGCAAUACUGUCUUAAUGAAAACAUUAACGAUUCCCUCUUUAUCAAAUGAGACAAACGGGAACGAGUUUUGAGUGAUAUAACUAAGCCAAGACUGUCACCGCCAUUUUGGAUCUCCGCCUGGGUAGAUUUUAGUCACGUGCUAGGCAACGUAUAAUCAAUAACAAGAUAGAAUUUCAUUUCAGGCCUGUUUAUCAAUUUUGUGGUGUAUAACUUUCGCAUUUUAGUACAUAAAAUGUAUUUUGAAUCUUCAAAUUGUCUUGAAACUUAAAAGAAAAUUGUUCUUUAAAAAUUCACUGAAAAUCGGUAGCUAAAAUUGUUUGUUUAGGUGUUAUUUGAUUUUCGUGUUAACUUGUAAUUUCGUCAGUCGCCGGCACCCUUUGUUGCUUCACACAGGAAAAACACACGAUAAGAAACGUAAUGAUCAAUUUUUUCCUCAACUCACGCCAUAACAGAAAAAGCUUUUGAACAUCUGUAAACUCCGAGCGCUUCGCAGUAAGUGAUAUUUUCAAUGAAUCUUCGGAUUGUUUUCAAGUUCAAGGAUUAUAAAUUACAAUUUUAUGAAAAACGAAAGUUGUCUGUUAUUUCAGUGUGAAUCUUUGCAUGCCUGCCAGUCGCUGGCGCCGCUUGUUGAAACUAAAACGAAAAAAAAACUCCUUUAAGAUUAUCAUUGGCUUCUUUUUCACCCCACCACUAUUCUUAGCAACAAAGGUCGCUAUUCCGUUUUUUUAUUGCUCGCCAAAAACUAUCAAAUGCACUCAAAAGCCUAAAAUCGAAAAAAAGUUUACAGGAAUCUGUUAACGCGCAAUUCACGAGUUAAAAAAAAUGAAGGUUAUUGGCACAACUGGGACAACUUAAGGCAAAACAAUAUCUUUUUAUUCUGAACGCGAAGAAAACCUUUAUAAAAAAAUUGACCUUGGUUAAAAAUAGACUUGAACAUCGCGUUUCUUGUUUUGAUUUUGUUGUUGUUGUUGUUUCGUCGUUUUAUUAAAGGUUAGAUAAAUGGGGUUAAAGUGGAUUAUACAAACCUUAUUAAUUUUGGUUCUUUUUUUAUUGAAGUAUUUCCGCAGAUUAUAAAGCCUCCGAUAAACCAGUCUGUUACUGAGGGAAACUCUGUGAACUUUAGUUGCCGAGCCACAGGUGUGCCAACACCAACAUUAGUCUGGGUUUUUAAUAAUGGUGACCUGCCAUCUGGUAUCAAUCAAUUCAAUCACAAAGGAGAAUCAUUCCUGGAAUUUUUAAGCGUCACAAAAGGGAUGGAAGGGACUUACAAGUGUGAAGCGAAAAAUAAAGCAAAUACAACUAGUUCCUCUGCAACACUGCGUGUAUACGGUAAGUUUAAUGAUAAUGACGAUAAUGAUGACGAUAACGAUAACGAUGACGCUGACUUUGACGAUGACGCCGACGAUAUCCAUGGCGAUGAAGGAAGAUGA